CCAUACAUUCAAUUUGAUGCAUCUGAUGAUUCUACAAUAAUUAGAAGUUAUCUUACAAUGGAGCUGCCAGGAUAGGGUUUUUCUCAGUUGCUAAGGAUUUUUCUUUUGAGGAUAUGAGGAUAUUCUUGCAUUGUGUAUCACUAUUUAUUUCUAUGGCAUAUGGUAAGAGUAUCAUGGUGGUAAGGUAUUGUUAUCUUUGGGUACUGUUGUGCUGAAGAGCGAUGCACUUUCAAGGUUUUGUCCCUGGAUCUAGGGAGAGCUUAUGACACCUCUUGAAGUCGUUGAAGAAUCGGAUUAUAGUCUUUGAAAAGUGAGCACAUGGCAUGAUUAGAACCCAUGACCUCUAGCACAUAGAGGAUUCAUGGGCAUAGAACCCAUUCUUCAACUACUUCAACUACUUCAACUACUUCAACUACUUCAACAUGCAUUUAGGCUCUCUUUAGAGCUUGAGGACAAUGCCUUGAGGGCAGCACGAUUCUCUGACUGCAUACAUGCAAUGGAUAUAUUUAGAGCUUUUGGCUGGAUGCUACCAGCCAUUGCCAUAUCGUUGUUGCUUGGAACUGGCCCAAAUGCUUUUAUCAUGGCGUUAGCAGUUCCACUAGGGCAGUCAGCACUUUCACUUGUGUUCGAUAAAGUUUCUGGAAGGACAAGUGAGAGUUGGAAAUCUGCACCCAGAAGCAAGACCAAGAAGAAACAAUUUACAAGAGCUGCUGCUAAUAACACAAGAACGAACAAGGGAAAACAAGAACCAAAUAAGACUGGCGGAGAGAAGGAAAGUUACAGCUCAUGGUUGAAUACGGAUGGUGGUUUACAAGAUAAGGGUGGUCAGAGAGUCCCAAAGUAUGGCGGAUGGGAUCAACUGGAUGAUCAAGUAGAGACCCAAAAAAGGGCAACAAGUCGAAAGGGAAAUGGAGCACCGAAGCAACGAAAGGAGGAUAAAUUUAGCAGGGUGGGGAGAGACAGAGUCAGAGACACACCAUUGCUGCUGAGGUUGUUGAUUGCCGUUUUUCCGUUCUUGGGAUCUUGGUCUAGGUUCCUGUUUUGAUUUUUCUACUACCAGAAAAUACAUGGACGUCAUUGACAGAAAGAAAAAUGAACUUAUACUGCUGCUGCUUAGGCACUGUCCAUACUGGACAUGAGAAGAAGCCAGUGCAAUGUGAUGCUACCAACCAAGUGCCAGUUUGGUGCUGGAAGUAAGUUGCUAAAGAAAAAGCCAAAUUAGCCGUAAGCUUGUUUAUACCUUAUAAACUGCAUACCAAUUGGAUAAAUUGACUUGGGAUAGGAGGUAUUGAGAUGUUACCACAGGUGAUGUUGUAUCAGUGAAUGGAUUGUGUGAUCUUUGCCUAACCCUAUACCACUGCCAUUUUUAUUUUUUAUUUGGCAAGUCCUUGGUCACCUGUUCGUAUGUGAUGAAAUCUGAAGUAAAAUAAUUAAAAAAUUGAAAUUUAUAUA
Messenger RNA from Gossypium arboreum, 1452 nucleotides. RefSeq lists its product as uncharacterized. The record is from RefSeq and is a predicted model, not a curated record. The transcript has 2 exons. NCBI's taxonomy places the organism in Eukaryota, Viridiplantae, Streptophyta, Magnoliopsida, Malvales, Malvaceae. Bases 362 to 1045 code for a protein of 227 amino acids.